UUUGGGCCUUCUUCAGCCACYCUUCACCUGGAGGGAGCGUGCGGACAGGUGRAAGGCAUGGAGCCUCACACGUUCCCGAUGCUCCGCGAUCUCACCACCGAUGAUAUCGUUGCUGUCUGGGGUGGUGUGUCGAAUUACAUUUUCCGUGAACUUAUUCUGGACAAGGCGGUACGAAUGGAAAUCGGGACGUUCUACCUGCUUAACCAGGACAUCUGUAUGAAAGACCGUGACCCUCUGACUGUUCAGCAGCCUGUCUUUGUCCUCUCAGCCUCUUAUGCUCGACCAUUAGGGCUCAGACCYGUCUGYGAGGACAUCUCUGAUCUUUUCCAAACGGUUCCUCUCAACCCUACUCUGAUAAGCUUGGAGACCCGCUACCCRCAGCACAAAGUGGAAGCCUGUAUCCGAGAGACCCUGCGCAUCUUCUCUCGGGUCUUGGCAGACGGGAAGGAUGCGGAUUUGGUUUUCAAGAACAUUGGCGUUCUGGUUAUCAGAGAAAGGAGAGCAAAAAUGAGGUUUUACGAGGACUUCCUUCGCACCAUAGACAGGACUGGAUACCUGCUGGAAUAUCUGCUCUCU
Molecule: messenger RNA, 576 nt
Organism: Nothoprocta perdicaria
Lineage: Eukaryota; Metazoa; Chordata; Aves; Tinamiformes; Tinamidae
Product: coiled-coil domain-containing protein 81-like
Exons: 4
Cellular component (GO): centrosome
Source: RefSeq, a predicted model, not a curated record